CAUACCUUGCACACAAUAUUCUCGCCCAGUUUUCUGCACCAGUUCCUACAUCUCAGCCCACCGAUUUUGUUAGGAUAUCCAGUCGUCAAUCGCAACGGGCUUCCGUUCCCUUCUGUGGCAUACAUUUUGAGCCUAUGUAUCUCGCCCUUUUGGCUUCUCUUUCCGAGCUGCGCGUCGUCAGAGCUCUUCUCUCUCAAGGCGAUUUGGCCCAACAAUCUAACACCGUUAAGAAUGUCGUGCUCAUGGAAGUCCGGGAUCGACCAGCAAAACACAUUGAUCUAUCUUUACUCGCCGUCGUUUCUCUUAUCCUGCCCUCUGCAAUGGUCCUUGUCAUUUACUACUAUGUUUCGUCUCGUUGCAACAAGAUCCGCCGAGCUCGAAAUCGUCAACAGAAAGAGACAUCAGCACCAACAAAAGAUACCCUUUCUGAUCCCGGUCCUGGGUUUGGAUUCGACGGUCUGUCCAAAUCGGAAUUGGAGGAGCUCAGGUUGAAAGAAGAAGCGGAAUCGACGUCCAUGUUGGUCAAAAUACCCAACAAUCCGCCGGAGCUCUCCCUUACUCAUUUUCAGUCUUUGCCGUCGCUCACCCUACGGUUCAAUAAUAAAAAGGAGGUGGAGGUGGAAAUGUGAUUUUUCCUCUUGUGGUGUAUAGAGUGUCCAAAGUUAGGGUCAGUAGGGUAUUAUUUGUGUUAAAUGGAUACCGCCCGUGCAUAUAACUAGGUACUACAGACUACAGAGAUGAUGUGAACCGCCGCCUCAGAUGGCAUAACC
This is a messenger RNA of Guyanagaster necrorhizus, 770 nucleotides long. RefSeq lists its product as uncharacterized. Bases 135 to 629 code for a protein of 164 amino acids. NCBI's taxonomy places the organism in Eukaryota, Fungi, Basidiomycota, Agaricomycetes, Agaricales, Physalacriaceae. The record is from RefSeq and is a predicted model, not a curated record. The transcript has 2 exons.